Molecule: messenger RNA, 1026 nt
Organism: Ogataea parapolymorpha DL-1
Lineage: Eukaryota; Fungi; Ascomycota; Pichiomycetes; Pichiales; Pichiaceae
Exons: 1
Coding region: 1-1026 (341 amino acids)
Source: RefSeq, a predicted model, not a curated record
AUGGUCAGCUUCUCAAGGACACCAACUUCGGAGCGCGUCCGUUUUUCGCGAGACACGAAGCUCUCAGACUAUGAGAAACGAAGACGGUCUAACGCAGCAAGUGAGUUCUUGGAGAACAGCAGCGGCACAAAUUUGAAGUCGGAUCGCUACAGAUCUUCCAUCGGAUCAAGCAUCAAAACGCGCUACGAAUCGCCUAGAUCUAUUUUGCGCCCAUCUGCUCACGAAAAAAAAUCAUACGAACUCCUUGGAGAAUCGCCUAUUCGCAGUAUUCCUGACUCUAGACGCUUUGAGACUGAUGAUAUCUUAAGUUCCAUCAAGAAAAAACGCUAUCCGCUAACAGAUCGGCGCUCGCGUGUGACAAAGCCAACCUCCAAUCGAGCUCAUGACGGACUUUUGGGGUCUUUGACCUCAAUUGGCUCCAAACUCUUGCAAUCUGUGCUGUACAACGAAAAUAAAGACAUUGCGUCAGAACAAGAAAGUAAACAAGAGAUAAGACCCACUGAAAGGAUAAAGAUAGACCCUGUUGAGCCUGUUCGGGCUUCUUCCAGCAGUGUGGAACGAACAUUGAACGAGAAGUUUGGCGUUCUCGAGAGCCUUAUUCGCGAGCUAAAGACUGAAAGCAGGGAGACGGUGAUGGAUAAGCUUACUGAUCUUAAAGGUGAAAUUUUGAAUCUUCGGGCAUCCCAGGAACUGAUAAAUACAAAGUUUGAAGAAAGAUAUGAAGAGCUUAGAAUUGAAAAUGAGCUCAACAAGCGCAAGUUUGAGAAAUUAUUUGCUGACUUAGAAGCCAAACGUGAUGAGCUGGACAAGGAAAAGACCGAAUACAUCAAACUCCUCCAAAAAGAGACUCGCAAGCGAUAUGCUGACUCUCUCGGCUCAGAUGAAGAUGAAUAUCCAAAGAAAAGGCGGUUUGUAAGAGAAAAUGCACAGGACACGAUCGACAAGAUGAGGAAAAGGAAUAAGCAAAUGAAUCAGAAUAUCUCGGAAAGCAUUUCUACGACGAAGAAAAUUGGUAGCAUGAUAUAA